ACCUGGGAGCGGGCGUCGGGCUCUGGAGGGGCCAUGGAUGGGCUCGGCCGCCGCCUCCGAGCCAGCCUGAGACUGAAGCGCGGCCGUGGGGGAUCCGUCCAGAACACUCCGGGGGAGGAUGCCAAGGAACCAGAAAGGGCCCCGGAGCACUGUCUGCCCAGCUUUGCUGGAGGACAGCAUUUCUUUGAAUACCUCCUCGUGGUUUCCCUCAAAAAAAAGCGGUCAGAGGAGAGUUACGAGCCUACGAUCACCUACCAGUUUCCCAAGCGGGAGAACCUGCUCCGGGGCCAACAGGAGGAGGAGGAGCGGCUGCUCAGUGCCAUCCCUUUGUUUUGCUUCCCAGAUGGGAACGAAUGGGCACCACUCACUGAGUAUCCCAGGGAGACCUUCUCCUUCGUCCUGACCAACGUGGACGGGAGCAGGAAGAUCGGAUACUGCCGGCGUCUCUUGCCCGCCGGCCCUGGCCCUCGGCUCCCCAAGGUGUACUGCAUCAUCAGCCGCAUCGGCUGCUUCGGCCUGUUCUCCAAGAUCCUGGAUGAGGUGGAGAAGAGGCAUCAGAUCUCCAUGGCGGUCAUCUACCCGUUCAUGCAGGGCCUCCGGGAGGCGACCUUCCCUGCUCCCGGGAAGACCGUCACUCUCAAGAGCUUCAUCCCUGACUCGGGCACUGAGUUCAUCUCCUUGACGCGGCCCCUGGACUCCCACCUGGAACACGUGGAUUUUAGUUCUCUGCUGCAGUGUCUCAGUUUUGAACAGAUUCUUCAGAUCUUUGCCUCGGCGGUGCUGGAGAGAAGAAUCAUCUUCCUGGCAGAAGGUCUCAGCACCCUGUCUCAGUGUAUCCACGCUGCCGCCGCGCUGCUUUACCCCUUCAGCUGGGCACACACCUACAUCCCUGUUGUCCCCGAGAGCCUUCUGGCCACUGUCUGCUGCCCCACCCCCUUCAUGGUCGGAGUCCAAAUGCGCUUUCAGCAGGAGGUUAUGGAGAGCCCCAUGGAAGAGGUCCUGCUGGUGAAUCUUUGUGAAAGAACCUUCUUAAAGUCAGUUGGCGACGAAAAAGACAUCCUGCCACCCAAGCUUCAGGACGACAUCUUGAACUCUCUUGGGCAGGGGAUCAGUGAGUUAGAGACUUCAGAAAAAAUCAACGAGCAUGUUUCAGGCCCUUUUGUGCAGUUCUUUGUCAAGACUGUGGGUCACUACGCUUCCUAUAUCAAGCGGGACGCAAGUGGGCAAGGCCACUUCCAGGAACGGGCCUUCUGUAAGGCUCUGACCUCCAAGGCCAAGCGGCGAUUCGUGAAGAAGUUUGUGAAGACACAGCUCUUCUCGCUUUUCAUCCAGGAAGCUGAGAAGAGCAAGAACCCCCCUGCAGGCUAUUUCCAACGGAAAAUACUUGAAUAUGAGGAACAGAAGAAACACAAGAACUCAAGGGAAAAGACUGUGAAGUAAGGCCUGUGGUGAACAGUGGGGGCUAGAGCUACAGGCCAGUUUUGGACUUUGGCCGGGACCACGCGGUAGGAUCGGCGCAGCGCUCGGCCCGGGAGUCCCGUCUUCCUCCAAGUCUCGCUCCCCGCCGGUGUCUUGAGCUUGGGACCCCCAGAAUCGGCUUUCUCAGGACGCUGGGCGGCUCGGGCCACUGCUCGCAGAGCAGGGCUCCCUUUGCAGAGGCGCCGCGGAGCAGGAAACAGCGGCGCACAGGUGUUAAAGCUGCUGCCACCAACCUGUCCCAGGGACUGCUGUCACACAGUCCUCCAGGGAAGGCGUUGUGGACACGCGAAG
Messenger RNA from Pteronotus mesoamericanus, 1770 nucleotides. It is a transcript of the gene DENND2D, whose product is annotated as DENN domain containing 2D. The transcript has 12 exons. The record is from RefSeq and is a predicted model, not a curated record. Gene Ontology annotation, cellular component: cytosol; nucleoplasm. Bases 34 to 1440 code for a protein of 468 amino acids. NCBI's taxonomy places the organism in Eukaryota, Metazoa, Chordata, Mammalia, Chiroptera, Mormoopidae.